Molecule: messenger RNA, 2841 nt
Organism: Spodoptera exigua (beet armyworm)
Lineage: Eukaryota; Metazoa; Arthropoda; Insecta; Lepidoptera; Noctuidae
Source: the annotation of a GenBank genome assembly
AUGAGAGGGGCGAACGCAAUAUUCCUUAUUUUAUUCUUCGGCCAUCUAUCAGCCCUGCCCGACACCAUCCGAAUAGGUGGACUUUUCCACCCGGAAGAUGACAAACAAGAGGUCGCGUUUCGAUAUGCAGUGGAGCGAGUGAAUGCGGACAGGGCAGUGUUGCCAAGAGCCAAGCUGUUAGCCCAAGUAGAGACCAUCUCGCCCCAAGACAGCUUCCAUGCUUCCAAACGAGUAUGCCACCUGCUACGAAGUGGCGUGGCGGCCAUCUUUGGGCCCCAGUCCGCGCCAGCUGCCGCCCACGUCCAGUCAAUAUGUGACACUAUGGAACUACCACAUUUGGAGACCAGGUGGGAUUACCGCACCAGAAGAGAGUCCUGUCUUGUGAACCUUUAUCCACACCCAGCUGCACUGAGUCGAGCUUACGUAGAUUUAGUGAGAGCUUGGGGUUGGCGAUCGUUCACAAUAGUUUACGAGAACAGCGACGGCUUAGUUCGUCUUCAAGAGUUGCUCAAAGCUCACGGCCCGUCGGAACUGCCUGUUGCUGUGAGGCAACUGCCAGAUUCUCAUGAUUACAGGCCGCUUUUGAAACAAAUAAAGAAUUCAGCAGAGUCGCAUAUUGUAUUAGAUUGUGCUACUGAGAGGAUACGAGACGUUCUUCAACAAGCGCAGCAAAUAGGAAUGAUGUCUGACUAUCAUAGUUAUUUAAUAACGUCCCUGGACCUUCACAGCGUAGAUUUAGAAGAAUUCAAAUAUGGUGGCACAAAUAUUACAGCUUUAAGAUUACUUGACCCUGAACGUGCUGAUGUCCAAAGAGUCGUAAGGGAUUGGGUUUACGAUGAAGCCCGAAAAGGACGUAAACUCCAAUUGGGACAUACGACAGCUAAGGAAAACAUGACCUUUAUAAAGACGGAAACGGCUCUAAUGUACGAUGCUGUACAUUUGUUCGCGAAGGCUCUGCAUGAUCUUGACACGUCACAACAAAUAGACGUGAGACCUCUUUCUUGCGAAGCCGAAGACACGUGGCCUCAUGGGUACAGCCUCAUCAAUUAUAUGAAAAUUGUCGAAAUGAAAGGCUUAACGGGAGUGAUAAAGUUUGAUCAUCAAGGAUUCAGAAGCGAUUUCACUCUAGAUAUAAUUGAAUUAACGAGGGACGGGCUGCAAAAGGCUGGAACUUGGAACUCUUCAGAAGGUGUGAAUUACACGAGAUCUUAUGGCGAAAACCAAAAACAGAUAGUGGAAAUUCUGCAGAACAAGACGCUCAUCGUAACAACCAUUCUGAGCUCGCCAUAUUGUAUGAGGAGAGAGGCCAGCGAGAAGCUUACGGGCAACGCACAGUUCGAGGGUUACGCCAUUGAUCUAAUUCACGAGAUAUCUAAAAUUCUGGGCUUCAAUUAUACAUUCAAGCUGGCGCCUGACGGUCGAUACGGGUCCUACAACCGUGAGACUAAAGAGUGGGACGGCAUGAUAAGGGAAUUGUUGGAGCAGCGAGCCGACCUCGCCAUCGCUGAUCUAACCAUUACAUACGACAGGGAGCAAGUGGUUGACUUCACAAUGCCGUUCAUGAAUCUCGGCAUUUCCGUGCUUUACCGCAAGCCCAUUAAGCAACCGCCGAACUUGUUCUCGUUUCUAUCACCGCUCUCCCUCGACGUGUGGAUUUAUAUGGCCACCGCAUAUCUCGGCGUAUCCGUUCUGCUCUUUAUAUUGGCAAGGUUCACUCCAUACGAAUGGCAUCCCACGCACACUCCUGAUGGUGAGAAAAUGGAAAACAUUUUCUCUCUAGCAAACUGUUUAUGGUUUGCCAUCGGAUCUCUUAUGCAGCAAAGUUGUGAUUUUUUGCCCAAGUUCAGCCCGUACGAGUGGGACUCCCCCAGGAACUGCCUAGACGAGCCGCCGGUGCUGGAGAAUCAGUUCACUCUCUUGAACUCGCUGUGGUUCACUAUCGGCUCCUUGAUGCAGCAAGGUUCGGAUAUCGCGCCGAAAGCGGUAUCGACCCGCAUGGUGGCGGGAAUGUGGUGGUUCUUCACUCUGAUCAUGAUAUCUUCAUACACUGCCAACCUCGCCGCGUUCCUGACUGUCGAGCGAAUGGACUCGCCAAUUGAAAGUGCUGAAGAUCUCGCCAAACAGACCAAGAUUAAGUACGGCGCACUGAAGGGAGGAUCUACUGCUGCAUUUUUCAGGGACUCAAAUUUCUCGACGUACCAACGAAUGUGGUCUUUCAUGGAAUCCGCUCGACCAUCGGUUUUUGCUACUAGUAACAAGGAGGGCGAAGAGCGAGUAGUUCGAGGAAAGGGCGCAUAUGCUUACCUUAUGGAAUCCACCACUAUUGAGUACGUAGUGGAAAGGAACUGUGACCUUACCCAAGUGGGGGGCAUGCUAGACUCAAAAGGAUACGGAAUCGCCAUGCCACCAAACUCGCCAUACCGUACGGCUAUAAGCGGGGCUGUUCUCAAACUGCAGGAGGAAGGAAAAUUGCACAUUCUGAAAACAAAAUGGUGGAAAGAGAAACGUGGCGGAGGGUCUUGUAGGGACGAGACUUCGAAAUCGUCAUCAACUGCUAACGAGCUAGGGUUGGCAAACGUCGGCGGAGUGUUCGUCGUACUAAUGGGUGGAAUGGGCGUUGCGUGCGUCAUCGCCGUCUGCGAAUUUGUCUGGAAGUCGCGCAAAGUUGCCGUUGACGAACGAGCAUCACUAUGUUCGGAGAUGGCGUCGGAGCUGCGGUCUGCGCUGAAGUGCCCGGGCGGCGGCUCUGGCGGCGGCGGCAGCGGGCCGGGCGGUACUCGAGACGGCGCGGGCUCGCCCUACCUGCACUACGGGUUCAGUACCAAGAGCCAGCUACACUAG